CUGAAAGUGCCUUGUUGAGAUUUGGUCUGGGAAUAGCACGGCCUUUCCACUAUGGGAUACACGAAUGACGGAUCCGAUGACUUCGAAAAGCUUCGUAAGGCUUUCAAGGAGGUUACGGCCAUCUUCGGAUCCUUUGACAAUCUACUCGAAGCAUUCGGUCUUGCCGAUAUGCCUCAGGCCCAACGAUACGGAAUCGCCUUCGGCUGCCUCGUUUUUCUAUUGACCGUCAUUGCUGUUCUUACACUUUUAACUUUGGGAGGAACUUUCAAGCGCCUGGAGGAACAAGCUCAGACGGGCGAUGCGACCUUGCUCUCUUCGCGUGACGCUCGUGCCCAGCGCGCUCUACUUUUGGAGCGUUUGUUGGAGGGCCGCGAGCGAAUGGUUCGCAACUACCCGGAUCCACCGACGACCGAAAAACUCACUUCGCUCACCAAAAUGCUAUCGAAUGUGGCUCCACAACGAUUAGACGGCCUCUCGGAACUUGCCAAUGAAUCUGUCACGGAGGAAAAGAAAAGAGAAAUUCGUCGCUAUUUUCCACCGCACUACGAGGAGAACUACGUUGACGCGUACCGAAAAUGCCAGGAGCGACCCGGCGGUGCUGUCCUCUCUGGACGUCCCGAAGCACGCUUCGAAGCUUACGCACGUGCAUUUGCUGGAUGCGGCCCUUACACAAGCGUCUCCUACCGUCGUUCUUACGGCCGAUUAUACGAAGCUACCAGCUGCAUGAACCUGGCAACCGAUGAUAAGUAUGUGAAGCUUUUCAAAUAUCGUCCAAAUGAUAUUAUAGGCCGUUACAUCCGAUUGGAGGCGCUAGAAGUCGACCGCCAUUUGGAAGGCCUUUACAACCUCACUUCUGGUGAUGCAGGUCUCGAAAACAAGUCUUUCGAUCCCGAGGAAAUAUGGGGUUUCUUGGAGGACGGUCCGUUUGAAGAUGCGAAGGCUAUGCGAAAUUCUUUUAUCUUCAUGCACCUCAUGAAUGAAGCAGCUUUUGCCAUUGUCAACAACAUCACUGACAAGUUGAUGGGAUGUAUUCUAUUGAGCAAAGAUGAUCCACAAAACUUGACAAUUCAGCUGGAACCUCCGCUCAUGCAGCCAACUCAAGAAGGAAGUCGCGAACUACUUGAAUCAUGCUUUUUACUCAUGGACCGUCUCUUUGCAUACGGAUACCGCCGCCUGCAGAUCUCCAUCGAUGCGCUAGAUAGUGAUAAGCGCAAACUGGCGAUGCGGUUAGGAUUCACCCUAGAAGGAGUUUUGUACAAGCACAUGGUUGUGAAAGAAUCAAGCCGAGACAGUAAUAUCUAUGGCUUACUCAACAGCGAUUGGAAACGGGGUGCUCGGGUAGCUAUUUUUAAGGAACUGUAUGGCGAUGCAGCUUUUCGCGUCGACUCAAUGAACGAGAAGAAAGAAGAAGAAUUUGAUGAGCAGACCCGUGUGUUGAAAGAGCAGAAGCGCACAGAGCAAGAAAAUGCACUCCUGAUCAGGAACAAGAAAGUCUAG
Molecule: messenger RNA, 1497 nt
Organism: Phaeodactylum tricornutum CCAP 1055/1
Lineage: Eukaryota; Bacillariophyta; Bacillariophyceae; Surirellales; Neidiaceae
Exons: 2
Coding region: 52-1497 (481 amino acids)
Molecular function (GO): protein N-terminal-serine acetyltransferase activity; protein-N-terminal-alanine acetyltransferase activity
Source: RefSeq, a predicted model, not a curated record